Messenger RNA from Dermacentor albipictus, 468 nucleotides. RefSeq names its product serine/arginine-rich splicing factor 2-like. NCBI's taxonomy places the organism in Eukaryota, Metazoa, Arthropoda, Arachnida, Ixodida, Ixodidae. The record is from RefSeq and is a predicted model, not a curated record.
AUGUGUCACUGCUGCCGGAGGCUCGGCCACCACAUGGACAUGUGCCCCAAUCCUCAGGACAAAGUGUGCCGUGGUUGUGGCGCCCUUAACCCAGGCCCCGACCGCCAGUGCUCCCCCCGUUGCAAGCUGUGCCGGGGAACAAGCAUGACAGCGGAUCGCAACUGCCACGCAAGAUACAAGACAUCUUGCGUCGUGACAAAAAGGCAAUGGGAACGACACAGGGCCGCCGAGGAGGCGGCCGCCAGAGCCACCAGCCCCGCCGGCAAGCCCCGCUCGAAAUCUAGUACCCGCAGCCGAGGCCGCUCCCGGUCCCGGAGCCGCACCCCAGACCCCCGGCUGCAGCAGCAGCAACGCCGGUCUCGCAGCCGCACCCCCAGAAGGACCCCAACGAGAGAAACCGAGACCACCGAGAAGCCACAGUCCGAGGACUCGCAUUUUCUGAACCUCCCUUAUCUGGCUGUCUCCUAG